Molecule: messenger RNA, 869 nt
Organism: Brachypodium distachyon (stiff brome)
Lineage: Eukaryota; Viridiplantae; Streptophyta; Magnoliopsida; Poales; Poaceae
Product: elongation factor 1-beta
Exons: 6
Coding region: 68-724 (218 amino acids)
Biological process (GO): translational elongation
Cellular component (GO): cytosol
Molecular function (GO): guanyl-nucleotide exchange factor activity; translation elongation factor activity
Source: RefSeq, a predicted model, not a curated record
AGUUUUCUUGUAAAAUAUUCUUUUGAUUCUCUUACAGUAUGCUGGCGGUGAUUUAUUAAAUGAGAAUAUGGCCGUGUCGUUCUCCGAGCUCCACACCGUCGAUGGGCUCAAGGCCCUCGAGAAGCACCUCACCGGCAAGACCUACAUCUCCAGGGAGCAGAUCAGCAAGGACGACGUCAAGGUGUUCGCGGCGGUGCCUUCGAAGCCGGGCGCAGAGUUCUCGAACGCUGCACGCUGGUACGAAACUGUCGCCGCGGCUCUUGGUUCAAGGUUCCCGGGCAAGGCUGCUGGAGUUAACCUGUCUGUAGCAGGUUCAUCAUCGGCCCCUGCUGCCGAGGCAUCCAAGGAUGCUGAGGAUGAUGAUGGCUUGGAUCUUUUCGGCGAUGAGACCGAGGACAACAAGAAAGCAGCAGAGCGUGCAGCUGCCAAGCCUGCCAAGAAAAAAGAAAGCGGAAAAUCCUCUGCUUUGAUGGACAUCAAGCCAUGGGACGAUGAAACUGACAUGCAGAUUUUGGAGGAGAAAGUCCGUGGUGUUCACAUGGAGGGUCUCACUUGGGGUGCAUCAAGGCUUGUUGCUGUUGGUGGCAUCAAGAAGCUGCAGAUCAUGAUGACGAUUGUGGAUGAUUUUGUGUCGGUCGCCGACCUCAUCGAGGAGGUCCUCUGCGCGGAGCCCAUCAACGAGUAUGUCCAGAGCUGUGACAUUGUGGCCUUCCACGAGAUCUAAGAUUCUCAGACCAUCCACUUGUUCUUGCUGCAUACUUGGAAGUGGGGAUUGGCUGUUUGAUCUGGAAUCAUUUUCCGUCCCCUCUUACAGAAACAGAAAUGCUACUGGUUUUAUUUUUGAGUGCUAUCUUGAGUAAUUCAGUCUU